AUGGUAUCUAAUCCUUCUAGACCCUUGGGCAUCGACGUAUCCCGUUCCUCCAUGGAAGCGCCACCGGGAAUAGUCGCCUUGUUCGUCAUCAGCUUCGACAUAAGGACCGGAUAUGUGGUAUCAUGGAAGCGAACUGCACCGGGGGUUGAGGUUGAAGGAGUCGUGGAAUAUAAAUCACUGCCAUCUGGGCUGCACAAUGUGCACGAAGACCUAGUAUACUUUGUCCAUGAACAGUAUGCCGGGAUCAGCGCGUUUGUCAACCACCCCGCCGCGGAGGCCGAACGCAAUGCGAGGAUGUUCGCGAUCGGGGUUCUGGUGCCCCUUAGCACUGGGAGGCUUGGAAAGAGCUGGCGACACGCCCCGAGGAUCAAGGAACUGGCGCUGUUCGUAAUUCCCAGAUACCCGCAACAGACAAGGUUCCGACUGACAUUGGAGGAUCUAACUCUUCGGCUCCUGAUUCCCCCCCUCGACUCGCCUCUCAGUCUUCGUUUCCGGCCCGGCGAGCGAGCGGAUCGCUCGAGUCGCAACCGCGCCUUCAGCGAUGCAAUGGUAUUGGAAACGUUCAGGCCGGCCUUGACUCCCUUCCAUCCUGCCUCAUCGCUUCCUGAUUUCAUGGACUGCUUUGGUCCUUUGAUCUUCCCCCUCUACCGAGCAGCUUUGCUGCGCAAGAGGAUUCUCUUCAUGGGGGAGGCUCCUGUACACUCAUCUUGCAACUUUGUAUAUGAUCUAUCUCUACUAGCAUCAUUACCGAACUCCCUCCUCCAGCUUCUCCCCGACGAUCGCAUCCCCCCAAUGCGCCCCCGCCCCCUCUUCAACGUCGGCAUCCAUGAUAUCCCCUACCUCUCCUCCUUCGACCCAUCGCGCAGCAUAGUAGACCUCGAAACCGACCCGAGCUGGAUCGCCUGCUCCACAGACACGGUCUUAACCAUGAAACUCGACCUCUUCGACGUGCUCAUCACCCUCCCCGCACCAUACACCCAACAAACUGCCGAACGAACCUACCCCAAGAUCUCCCUAAUCCACAACCCAAGCGGCAAACCCAACCAAGCCCAACAAAUCCAGCUAAAAGCAACCCAACGCGACGCCCGCCGCUACUCAAUGCUCCGCCGCGGCCUCCGCCAAUUCUCCUCCGACCGCCCUACAUCCCCAGAAACCGACCCCUCAGACACAGACUCAACCUACUCCUCCAGCCCGAUCGUCGAACCCCUCUCCUGGACCCGCCUCGCCUACACCUCUUUCAUCUGGUGGGCCUCCGCCGGCGAAAACCGCGACGGCCUCUCCGAAGAAGAAGAAGAACACCAGCUAGAACAAGACUCCCGCCUUCUGGCAAGCGUCGAGAGUCUCGCCCACCCCUACAACCCGCACGCGCAAUCCGGCACCCUAAAUGAAGACCAGCCGCCUGAAAUCGCGCUGGUCGCGUACUUCCGUCGUCUGACGUCGCAGAUCUUCGUCACCCUGGCGGAGGCGAUCGCGCGCAAUGAUAGCGACGAUGCAUAUGAUGGAUACCAUGAUGAUCCGGAUGAUGAAAUGGACGCGUCGCUCUCCAUGUCCCGGGAUUCCAUGCAUGGUGAUGAGGGAACCUCGCCUCUGCUUCGGCAGCGGCCGAGUGUGAGCGGGUCUCAUCGUGCCUCGAGAGCGGGUCAUCGGGACUGCGAUGGCGAUGAUACUGUUACCAUUACGGUGGCGGAUAUGGCGGAGAUGGGGCUUGAUGUUUGGAGUGCUACCGACCGGAUCUUUGUUGAGGAGCUGGUUUCUUUGUGGUGGGGGCGUAGUGCGAAGGUUGAUAGUGCGAGGAUCAGAUGUUGUGGGAUCUCUGUUUUGUAG
Messenger RNA from Penicillium paradoxum, 1824 nucleotides. RefSeq lists its product as uncharacterized. The transcript has 6 exons. NCBI's taxonomy places the organism in Eukaryota, Fungi, Ascomycota, Eurotiomycetes, Eurotiales, Aspergillaceae. The record is from RefSeq and is a predicted model, not a curated record. The coding region runs from base 1 to 1824 and encodes 607 amino acids. Gene Ontology annotation, cellular component: lipid droplet.